This is a messenger RNA of Musa acuminata AAA Group (dessert banana), 1554 nucleotides long. RefSeq lists its product as uncharacterized. Bases 1061 to 1468 code for a protein of 135 amino acids. The record is from RefSeq and is a predicted model, not a curated record. Lineage: Eukaryota; Viridiplantae; Streptophyta; Magnoliopsida; Zingiberales; Musaceae. The transcript is spliced from 2 exons.
GAUUCUUGUUGUCUUUGGCCAACCAAAGAACGGAAAUAUCUUCUCAACACAUACUUCUCUUCCGCUGGUUUCUUUGCUCAGCUUCUCUCAGAUCCUUUCCGGCCUCCUGGAAAUCGCAGCCCCUGUUCCAUCAAAUUUGAAUCGAGUUUCCAUUCUCUCCACCAAGAACCUAUCUUUCACCACCUUUAUGCUGGUCGAACCAUAAAAAUCCCAUCUUGUUGAUUCUUCCUACGUUGAUUUCUUAGUUCCUCAUCAGAUGCGGAGGAAAUGGAUGCUAGAGGGUGAUGGUGAACAGCGGAUGGUUAUAGAAGGGGUUCAAGAGCGCGCUCUGAUUUCAGCUUAUAAGACGGAAAGGAUUUGGCAUACUUCGAUGGUGAACAUCCGAGAUGUUUCUUGAAAAUUGAUUCAUCUUUUCUUUUGCUCUGCGGCUUGUGGAAGUGCUUCUUUGGGAGCUGCAUGUUCCUAUCCACAGAUGAAACUCUCGUGUGGUGGAGUCGACGAGGAUCGUACUUCUCCGAAAAGAGCAGUCUUUCUUUGUUAUGCAUACGAUAUGGUCGUCUAAUUUCUGGUUUCUGAUGGUCAUCAACACGGCUUUAUCGUUAUUAUCACCCAGUUUACUAAUUUAAUUCUUUUUCUUGAAAUUUCUGAGUCCAUCUUGAGUUCCUUGGCUGCUUCUUCACCCAAUCAAGUCUCUGAUCUAGUUUCUUACUUGGGAUUUCUUAUUUUCAUUGCAUAUUUCACCUCUUUGAUGCUUCUUCAUAUGAAUUUUUGAUGCUUGAUCUGAGUUCUUCUGUAUGCCGUAUUGGUAAUUAGGUUUAUCCUGGCUAAUGUCCUCUCUGCUGCAUCUUGCAAUUGGUGGUUUCUUACUGGAAAUUGUAGCAUAACAGUUUAAAGGUGCAAAGAUUGCAGUUCGGUUAUUAGUGGUUAUUGUAGAUAUAACGACAACAAUAUAAUUCUUCUAGGAUUUAAGCUGAUUUCCCCUUAAUCUUUUUUUUUUUUCCUUUUGCAGCAUAGAUAAUCAUCUGAGUAGUUUUAAGUUUUAAUUGCUUGUUUGGGUUUAAUGGGUCGAGGCAGAGGAAAGGGGAAGAAAUUGGCAGUGGCCACUGGUAACGAGGACCCAGGUAGUGGUGAUCAAGAGGUGCUUCCUGUAUAUAAGAGAAGAGGAAGGCCUCAGAAGCCGUUGAAGGAUGACAUUGAUGUAGAUGACACUGAAACGGUAGAAGGGAAAGAUGAUAUGAAGCUUACUGCACCAAACAAAGAGCUUAAGGGUUCAACAGUGGCGGUUGGGAAGAAACGAAAGAGAUAUUCAAAAGCAAAAGAGAACUCUGAUGCGAUCAUAGAGGAAAAUGGUGUUGGAUCAAAAUCCAGAAACGAGGAUUUAACAAGGUCCAAUGGUUUUCGGCAUAGUGGGAGCCGGCGGAAGAGCAAGCCUCGUCGGGCUGCUGAAGCUGGAGUUGAGUGCAAGUGAGAAACUGAUUUUGUUGUGUUUCUAUCGUUCCAUUGUGAGACAUUGCUGACGGUUGAGAUCCUUUAUGGUGCACUUCUUUUGUUUUA